Messenger RNA from Erigeron canadensis, 369 nucleotides. Its product is annotated as protein disulfide-isomerase SCO2-like. The transcript has a single exon. The coding region runs from base 1 to 369 and encodes 122 amino acids. NCBI's taxonomy places the organism in Eukaryota, Viridiplantae, Streptophyta, Magnoliopsida, Asterales, Asteraceae. The record is from RefSeq and is a predicted model, not a curated record.
AUGUUUUCUAUAAACCCUAAUUCUAUCUUCACCAAACCCUUAUCCACACCAUACCUACCACUUCCGGCCACCGUCCUCCGCCUCCAUGCUACCUCCGACAACCUUAACUUUCCAUCCAAUCUCUCCGCCGUAUCCAAUUCCUCUUCCGCUUCCGGAAACGACUUCGGCGGAGCUCCGACCGCCGUUGACAAAGAAAGAUGGUCACGUGACAGAGAGAGUUACUUGACUGACGAUGACGAUGCUUCGCCGUUACCUAUGACGUAUCCGAAUACUUCCCCGGUUUCGCCUGAUGUUAUCGAUAAACGGUUACGUUGCGAUCCUUUGAUUGAGGUGUUUGCUUGUUUGUGUUCAUUGCUUGUUAUUUUAUAG